This is a messenger RNA of Sitodiplosis mosellana (orange wheat blossom midge), 5112 nucleotides long. RefSeq names its product pituitary homeobox homolog Ptx1 (gene Ptx1). Gene Ontology annotation, biological process: anatomical structure morphogenesis; regulation of transcription by RNA polymerase II. The transcript is spliced from 5 exons. Lineage: Eukaryota; Metazoa; Arthropoda; Insecta; Diptera; Cecidomyiidae. The record is from RefSeq and is a predicted model, not a curated record. Gene Ontology annotation, cellular component: nucleus. The coding region runs from base 1161 to 2429 and encodes 422 amino acids. Gene Ontology annotation, molecular function: RNA polymerase II cis-regulatory region sequence-specific DNA binding; DNA-binding transcription factor activity, RNA polymerase II-specific.
GUGAAAUUCAGUCGUUAGCUCUAGUCGUGAACGCAACACAACAGAUUUUCGUCGUCACUCGCUUUUUUACCGAUUUUUCCACAAACUGUGUAUGGGCAGUGAACGUUACGUUCUCGCAUUUAUUUGAAAAGUUAAACAAUUUUCGGUUGAAAAUUCGUCGUAUUUACCGCAUAAUUUGAAUAAAAAAUUGCAAUAAAAAUCUUUGGAUUUCGAAAAGAAAUUCCUUUAAGAAAUAUCCGAAAAAACAUAUUUUUUUCUAAAUUCCGUGGCAAGAAUUCAGUAAAUAUCCAUAUGAUUACAUCCAGGGACAGUUGAACUAAAAAAGAAAAAAGUUGGUGAAGCGAAGCAAAGAAAAAUGGUGUGGUGAAAACUAAAAAAUAAAAAAGAGUGUAUGUGCCCUUUCCGCGCUAUUUGUUUGCUGAUAAGAAAAUAUCGUCGAAAUUGAGUACGUUGAGAGAGUUGGGCUAUAAAAGCGAGAGAAGACAGACAUUAUUUGUGUAUGGUGAAAAAUAGUCAGCAUAUGAGCCCAUUCAUUUUGUGUGAGAAAGCGAGCCUUUUAGCAAAAAAAAAACAAGUUAUCGUUUGUAACGUGUCCUUUUUAUGUGUCGCAUCGAAUGCAUCCGGUUGGUCAAACAAUUCCGUCGGUUCAACAUACGAAUUAUUUGCAUAAGUAAGCCAUCGACAGUUCGAACUAAGCUGGACGAAUAGCAUCAGCUCCGGUGUGUCGUUUUGUGUUUGGUGUAGAUUUUAACGCGAAUGCGAAAAAAACCAGAGCCGAGAAAAUACAUUGACGCUUUAAUUUUGAACAUUAUCUGAACACGUGAAAAAGAAAGCCGCAUUUAGCACUUACUUCAGACUAAAAACGUUGUUAAAGGGAGAGAGAGAGAAAGAGAGAGAGAGAAACCAUAGCAAUAAAUCGUGUGUUAUGCCGCAGAACCGGACACUUCAGCAUCCAUAAACAAAAAGCAACAAACAAAUCAAAGGCGCAAAGCAAACAGCAUUUUUGGCCGAAUUGUGUCCAGUUGGCCGAAGGCACACGAACAAAAACUACGCAAUUCUGAACGAAAGGCGAUUUGGCGACAAUUGUUGGGCACACACCACUGCAACCAAUAAUUCAAUUCGAUUUUUUCAAACCAAGCGCAGCAAACUAGUGUCGCGAGAUGGAGCGUGGAUUACAAAGUAUGACAGACGCGCAUGGGCUGUGUCUGCAAGAUUUCGUUACGGGCGGUACAAACAAUGGAACGAAUAACGAUCAUUUGCACAAUCAUCAUAAUUUGCAUGAUUCGGUUUCAUCAGCGGUUAGCGUAUCGUCGGCGAUCACAGGUCUUAUGUCAUCCGGUAACAAUAGUUUGAAUCAUUUGUCACAUGACACGACGAACCACCAUCAUCAUCAUCACAGUUUGUCGAAUACACCGACACUGCAUGAACCAUUGGAAAAAUUGAAACUCUGGGCUGAAACAGGUGAUUUCCGCGAUAAUAGCCACAGUUCGAUGACCAGCGUCGCAAACAGUCUCGAUAUCAGUCAGCUACAUUUCCAACCACCAACAAACCUACGGAACAACAAAACCAGAGACCGAAAGGCUGACGGCAAUCGAUCGUUGAACGAGCCAAAUGUGAAAGUGGAGAACACCAAUUUAGUGAUACACGAUGAACAAAUUGUGGGUAGUGAGGAAACGAAAAAUGAUAAAAAGAAUAAGCGACAGCGUCGCCAGCGAACCCACUUUACAUCGCAGCAAUUACAAGAAUUGGAGCAUACGUUUAGCCGAAAUCGAUAUCCGGAUAUGUCAACACGUGAAGAGAUAGCAAUGUGGACCAAUUUAACAGAAGCUCGAGUUCGGGUCUGGUUCAAGAAUCGUCGAGCAAAAUGGCGUAAGCGUGAGCGCAAUGCGAUGAAUGCAGCCGCUGUUGCAGCAGCCGAUUUUAAAAAUGGUUUCGGCACUCAAUUUAUGCAACCGUUCACCGAUACCGAUGCGUUGUACUCAUCAUAUUCGCCGUACAACAAUUGGGCUACAAAAGUACCAUCACCAUUGGGAGCAAAAACCUUUCCAUGGCCAGUGAAUCCAUUGGGUUCCGUGGUGACUCCGAACCAUCAUCAAAACUCUGUGAAUUGCUUCAACACAUCAUCGUCAUCGGUCAAUAUGAAUUCGACUGGAAUGUUGGCCGCAACUGGUAUGAGUGCGCCGUUAACAGCAACACCAACAGCAGGUACAUCAUGCCCGUAUACCGGUGCCGCAAAUCCAUAUUCGAUGUAUCAUCGCACACCGGCCGAACCAUGCACGGCCAUGUCAUCCAGCAUAGCCACACUACGAUUGAAAGCAAAACAGCACUCGUCUGGUUUUGCAAGCCCAUAUUCAGCGCCGUCGCCGGUAUCAAGGUCCAAUUCGGCCGGCUUAUCCGCCUGUCAAUAUGCUGGCAUCACCGAUGUGUGAGAUAACGGUUUCGGGGCCAUAUCGAAUAUAUUUUCGAAUCCUUCAUUGUAUUACAUCAACAACAAUAUGAAAUUCAAGCAAGAAUCAGACGAUGGUCCCAUGACAUUGACAUCAUCCAAGGAAACUGACGACGAGGAUGCUGUUAAUGCUGACAAUAUUCCAAACUAAACAAUACACCCAUUUAUCAUACAGACAGAGAAUCAAGCAAUAGAGUAUUCAUCGUUUCCACCUCAAACCGAUUUCUGUUAAACAAUCAACCAACUUUACGUGAUUCGUGUUCCAUUCGUGACUUUAAAGUUGAAUGAAUGCUAUAAAAUAAAUGACAUUUGGAAGGUUUCUCCAUACACCAAAAAGCUUCAGUACAGUUAUUAGGUUUUGCCGCACACACUUAUUCCUUCGUUUGGCUUGUUCGAAUUGAACGUAAAACUGAAUAGGAUAGAACAGAAGGAAAGAGAGAAAGAGAAAGAGACUGUCUGAGACAGAGACAGAGGAUAGGAAGGUAGGGAGAGAAAAAUAUAAUUUUUGCGUUUAAGUUAGAGUUUAACGUUUUCAAAAAUGAAGAGAAAAAACUCACUCAAAAUAAAGUUGUAUGCAUUUUGUGCAAUUUAAUUAAGAAUGUUUGAAUGCAGCGACUGUUCGCUAUAUAUAAAAUACAUUUGAACAAACACAACAUGGUUUGCUCUAUUUAGUUGUAAAGUCUAGUCUUAUUUUUCAUUUCAAUGCCAUUGAUUUAUUAUUUAAGAUGAACAACAAGUGAAUACAUUCUUUUGUACAAGCACUGGCCCAGCAUACAUUAUAUAUAAAGAAAAUAUUACACCGAUUGAGGAAAAGAUGCGAGAAAAAAAGAAAAACCAUUUGAAUACCUUCAAAUCCUAGUGUUAGAGAGACGUUGCCAAUAAACAUUAGCGCAUAAGUUUUUCUUUUUUGAGUAAAACCAAAAAAACCAAACAAAAAACUGAACUUGAGUAUAAUAAUGAACGGCUAUUAGAUUUUAUUGGUCAUGGCAUAUUAGCGCCCCAACAUUGAUUACACUCUAUUAUUAUUAUAUUAAAUAAUAGGCCAGCCACUAAGUGAAAUUACCAUUAAAGAAAAAUUCAUGUAUGAUUAGCUGUAACAUAAGGGUCAUCCAACCUAUCAUCAUUUAGUAUUUAUACCCGGGAGUAAAGUGGAAAAACCAUUGGAUUUUAACUAUUACCAUUUUAAGCUAGCAGACAAGAACAACAACAAAAAUUUACAAAAACAACAACCUGUAACUUAACAAUUAUUCUGUAAUCUUUUAAAUGUCAGAUUGUGUCAGAUUCACUAAAAACAAAUCACACACACACACAAAAAAAAAUGAAUGACUAAUCAAUUUUUAAGCAACUAAGAAUUUCGACGUACAUUUUAAACGGGCCGAUGAAGAGAAUGAACAAAAAUGAGUUAGUUCUCAAUGCAUAGCAAUUUAAGCAAAUCAAUCUAUAAAUUAUGGAUGUAAAUCUAGGAAAAAAAGACAAUACUUAAUCGUAAACUAUCCAAUGUGUGAAUGUUUCCAUGUCAUUUGUUCAAUCGAUUGAUUUUUAUUUUUGGUGAAAUGAUUCAAGGCAAAGACAAAGGCUCUCGGAAAUUUGUGCCUACAACGUCAAAGCAAUUGACAUUUCAAUGCUUUUAAGUCAGUAGAACGUCAAUGCUGCUAAUGACAUUGACGUUUCAGGCAAAAGCAACAUAGGCGAUUUUUGAGAGCCGUUGUAUAAUUUGAUAAUAUAUAGAAGAAAAAACUAGAAUGAUGAAUGUGAAUUAUCUGAAAAUUAGCAUUAUGUUAAUUAAAAACAGAUAAAACUAAUCGUCGCAUUGCAGUUUUUUUUCAAUCACAUAGUUUGCGCGCUUUCGAGAUAAUAAAAAGAGACAGAAAAGCGAAAAAAAGAAAAGAAAACGGCCGCUUUGAUAAAAGAGGAAUGUCUCGGUGUGUGUGUGUGUGUGUGUGUGUGUGUGUGUAUAUAAUAAUGUCAAUGAGUAUGAAUGUGUAGUUUUUGAACGGGAGUGGCAGAGUUGUUUCUAGAAAGCGAAUGAUUUGAAUAUUAUUGUGCGGCACAUCGAUAAAAAGCAAAACAGUUUUAUUUGAUCGGCUCUCACAAACAGAUCGGAAAAACCACUGAAAAAUGAACCUUGACAUUUUUAUUGGGCGAUUUUGAUGAUCCGAUGAAACGACGAUUAUUUUAUUGCAUUAAAAGGGAAAUCUUUGGGAAAGAUACCGAUGGCAAGGCAAAAGUUCAACCAAUUAAUCGCGAUUAUAUGAACAGUAUUUGACACACAUUUAACUCUUUCUUAUCUGGGAUGAUUAAAAAAAAUCUUUUUGUUCAACAGAAGACAAAAGCCCGUACAAUAAAUGGAUGAAUCAAUUUAGAAAUAAUAAUCAAUGCAUUGCGUUGCUUCAUUACAAAAAAAAAAAAAUAUUUACAAAUGUAUUUCCUAUAAAUAUGGUAUACUUCCUUUACAAUUUAUUGAAUUAAAACAAAAUAACUAAAUUAUUUCCUUUGUAGAUACGAGAAAGGAAGUUCUAUUAGUAUAUUGUAUGAACCAUUGCAAAAAAAAAACAUACACAAAAAAUGAAGAACAAAACCCAAAUCUUACAAAUAUUUAACAAUGUAAUGAUGCUAAAUUAAAUACCAAAUUAAAGAUUCAGAGUAAAUUAAUAAUAAAAUGAGAA